Molecule: messenger RNA, 3730 nt
Organism: Cicer arietinum (chickpea)
Lineage: Eukaryota; Viridiplantae; Streptophyta; Magnoliopsida; Fabales; Fabaceae
Product: calmodulin-binding transcription activator 2-like
Biological process (GO): regulation of transcription by RNA polymerase II
Cellular component (GO): nucleus
Molecular function (GO): transcription coregulator activity; protein binding; double-stranded DNA binding
Source: RefSeq, a predicted model, not a curated record
UGACCCACCUACCCGCCACGCGUCGUAAUACUAUUGGUCUCUAACCCAUUUUGCCAUUAACCAAAAUCUUCAAUUACCCUUAACAUUGUCAAAACAAGUUCAACCAAAAUUUUUUUUAUCAAAAAUCAUAACUGUAUAUAAAUCGAUAAAUGUCAAAUAUACUGCGUCAGUUUCUCACUUUGUCACGUCACUUGAGUGUUUGAGGGAAAAAGGAAAAACGAAUACAAAUUAAGAACUCUCUCUCUCUCUCGUCGUUCGCUGUUCUCGUUGAUUUCAGAUUCAGUCAUCGACAUGGCGGAGCCUCCUUCGUAUGGAUUAGGUCCUCGAUUAGAUAUGCAGCAAUUACAAUUUGAAGCUCAGCAUCGGUGGUUGCGACCAGCAGAAAUUUGUGAAAUUCUUUGUAAUUAUCGGAUGUUUCAUAUCACAUCAGAACCUCAUAUAAGGCCACCGAGUGGUUCACUUUUUCUUUUCGACCGGAAGGUUUUGAGAUACUUUAGAAAAGAUGGACAUAAUUGGAGAAAGAAAAAAGAUGGAAAAACUGUGAAAGAAGCUCAUGAAAAGUUGAAGGUGGGAAGUGUUGACGUGUUACAUUGCUACUACGCCCAUGGAGAAGAAAAUGAAAAUUUUCAAAGGCGAAGCUAUUGGAUGCUUGACCCGGAAAUGAUGCACAUAGUAUUUGUCCACUAUUUGGAAGUUAAGGGUAACAAGUCAAAUAUUGGAGGAAACAGUGAUUGCAGUGUGCCUUCACUGAGUACAGACCCCAUGAGCCCAACUAGCAGCUUGGCAUCUUUACGCGAAGAUGCUGAUUCAGGUGAUCAUGGACAGUCGUCAGUUUCUGGAACGGAUUAUAUCCCACUUGUUGACAUGGAUAAAUAUAGGGGAAAUGAUGCUACUUGCAUCGAUGGCCUAAAAGCACAUGACAUGGCAUCAUGGGACACAGUCUUGCAAAGCACUGGCGAGUUGCAUGCUGAUCCUUCUCUUGUAUCUUUUCCUUCCAUCCCAUCUAGUUCACUGGCAAACAUCCUUGACCAAGAACAGAACAUCUUCGGUGACUUUUCAAUGAGCAGAAGUGACCUCACUAUUGGAGCAGGGAGUUCUCAGCCUCUCCAAUCAAAUUGGCAGAUUCCUUUUGAAGACAAUACUGGACACAUGCCAAGCUUAACCCAAUCAUUGAGUUUAGAAUUUGGAUCUGAUUAUGGCACUGGUUUACUAGGGAAUGAAGCUCAAAAUGAAAGUUCUGAAAUUGAUCCUGUCAUGUUUAGUUUUCACGGUGAGCCAAAAGAGAAGCUUGCACAGCAAAACUAUCUGGAAAAGAAGGUAGAAGGACACCUGCAAGAUGAACUAAAGUCCAAUUGCGCAAAUGAAGUUCACAUCGAAGAAACUAUCAACUAUCCCUUAUCUGUUAGACGCACAUUAUUGGAUAGCAAUGAGAGCUUGAAGAAGGUUGAUAGCUUCUCUCGAUGGAUUACUAAAGCACUUGGAGAGGUGGAUAAUUUGAAUAUGCAGUCCUCACCUGGUAUUUCAUGGAGUACAGAUGAAUGUGGGCAUGUGAUAGAUGAUACCUCACUGAGCCCAUCUCUAUCUCAGGACCAACUUUAUAGCAUAAAUGAUUUUUCACCUAAAUGGGCUUAUGCUGGCUCAGACACUGAGGUGUUGAUUAUUGGAUCGUUUUUAAAGAGUCAACCAGAGGUGACGACCUAUAACUGGUCCUGUAUGUUUGGGGAAGUUGAGGUUCCUGCGGAGGUUGUAGCUAAUGGAAUUCUGUGCUGUCAAGCUCCUCCUCAUAAGGUUGGGCGAGUCCCUUUCUAUGUAACAUGUUCCAAUAGGUUAGCUUGCAGUGAGGUGCGGGAAUUUGAUUUCAGAGAGGGUUAUUCUAGCAAUGUAGAUUAUACAGAUUUUUUCAACAGUUCAAAUGACAUGCUACUUCAUUUGCGACUGGAUAAAUUUCUUUCUUUAAAACCAGUGCACCCUUCAAAUCAAGCCUUUGAGGGUGAUAUGGAGAAAAUAAACUUAAUUUUUAAGCUUAUUUCACUGAGAGAGGAAGAAGACUAUUCCAGUAAGGAAGAGAAGACUGUAGAGAUGAAUAUAUCACGACACAAAGUGAAGGAGCAUCAGUUUCACAGGCAGUUUAAAGAGAACCUGUACUCAUGGCUUCUUCACAAGGUAACUGAGAGUGGUAAAGGGCCAAAUGUGUUAGAUAAGGACGGGCAGGGCGUGCUACAUUUAGCAGCUGUUCUUGGUUAUUACUGGGCAAUAACCCCAAUUUUAAUUGCUGGAGUUAAUGUCAACUUCCGUGAUGUGAAUGGAUGGACAGCUUUACAUUGGGCGGCAUCCUGUGGCAGAGAGCGGACAGUUGCUGUCCUUGUCUCCAUGGGUGCAGAUUGUGGAGCAUUGACGGAUCCAUCUCCAGAAUUUCCUUCAGGUAGAACAGCUGCAGAUCUCGCCUCUAGCAAUGGGCACAAAGGAAUCUCUGGUUUUCUAGCAGAGUCUUCAUUAACCAGCCACCUUGAAUCCCUCACAGUGGAUGAUAAACAAAAAGGUGGUCAGCAAGAAAUUUCAGGAACGAAAGCAGUGCAGACAGUUUCGGAACGAACUGCAACACCUGUGGUCUAUAAUGAUAUGCCUGAUGGCCUCUGCCUUAAGGAUUCUCUUACAGCUGUCCGUAAUGCUACACAAGCUGCUGAUCGCAUACAUCAAGUAUUCAGAAUGCAGUCCUUUCAAAGGAAGCAGUUAACUCAGUAUGAGGAUGACGAGUUUGGUUUGUCAGAUCAGCGGGCUCUAUCCCUUCUAGCUUCUAAAGUGUGCAAAUCAGGACAACGAGAUGGUUUAGUCAAUGUUGCUGCAACUCAAAUACAGAAAAAGUUCCGUGGUUGGAAGAAGAGAAAAGAAUUCUUGAUCAUUCGUGAAAGAAUUGUUAAAAUCCAGGCCCAUGUGAGAGGUCACCAGGUAAGGAAGCAGUAUAAAACUAUCAUAUGGUCUGUGGGAAUCCUGGAGAAAGUUAUAUUACGCUGGAGACGCAAGGGUAGUGGUCUUCGUGGGUUUCGACCAGAUACCCUUAAUAAAGCCCCCAGCCAACAAAGUGAUUCUCUAAAAGAGGAUGAUUAUGAUUAUCUAAAGGAAGGACGGAAACAAAAAGAAGAAAAAAUCGAAAAGGCCCUUUCUAGGGUGAAGUCCAUGGUUCAGUAUCCGGAGGCACGGGCUCAAUACCGACGCGUGCUAAAUGUUGUUGAAGACUUCCGUCAAAAAAAGGAUAGUAAUAUGGGUUUGAUCAGUUCUGAAGAGACAGUUGAUGGUGUGGAGGAUUUGAUUGAUAUUGAUAUGCUUUUAGAUGAUGACAAUUUUAUUCCUAUAGCAUUUGAUUGAUUCUCUAGGUAUUACUCCUAUCUUCCCCACUCUUGAUAUAUGUCCAGUUGGCUUGGGGGAAGUCCUAACAUCAUCUUGAUGUAAAUAUUCCUAAUCAAAAUUACUUGGAUGAAGGUUGAAUAUAUACAUAGGUUUUAUUAGCUAGCAUGCAUUCUGAUUAGACAUUUCAGAUACUGUAAUCUAAUGAGAGACAUGAUUUGAUUUUAUAUAUAUCUAUGAUGAUUUUCAUAUGAAAGUAUAAGAUUCUAUUUAUACUUGGUUGGGGUUGUAACAUAAUGGUGUAGCUUAGCUUGCUAAUGUAUUACUCUAAUGUGUACAAAAGUUUAUUGUGGCAAGAAAAAUUAUAACGAAGUGCUAAUUAUGAUUA